UUAACCACAAAAUUAUUGUUUAAGGUGGGAUAUUUUAGUCCAAUUUUAAAUGAAAGAUCCCUUUUUUGAACUCUUAUUACCUUUUUAAUGAUUUUAAACACAGAUGAAAUUAUCAUCAAGAAUAUAAAAUAAACAUUACAAUGAAAUCUCAGUAAAACUGUCUCUCAGACAGUUACAGCACCACUGUGUUGUUGAAUUGUUACAGGCCACAGCUGAAGCUACAUGGUUGUUACACAACGUUUUGAUUCAACCGGUGUUGCAUAUACACCGCAAUCAUUCAGUCAUUCAUUAAUUGUUAGCUCAACUGCCACCUAUCGACCAUGAGGAGGCAUGGCAGCGUCUACAGAUGACGCAACUGAGCGUUAAAAAGCUUUUAUUUUGGAAGCAGUCGGAAGUAAAAAAAAAAAAAAAAAAAAAGCACACAUCUCACUGCUGUAUGCUUGAUGCCAAAAACGCCCUAACUGUUUGUACUCCCACAGCGUUUAUCGAGAAUCACGUGAUUAUCUGAAGAGAGAAUUGGGUGGAUACGUGAAGUCACAGAGACUUAAUCAGAACAAUGAGACUUUUUUCAGAUCACAAUCUUCUGUUUGAGAUUGUUCUUAAAAAAUUAUAUAGCCCCAUCUUACCUCUGACAGACACUGUUCCGAAGAUGAUAAUAUGAUGAAUAUGAAUACAAAAGCCUUUCAUACAGAGCCACUCAAUUAGACUGAGUGGACUAAUCACAUGUUGCGCCACAGGUUCAUGCAAGGCCUGAAAUCUGUCUUUGUAUGUGUUUUUCAUUACAGACAUUUUGACUUGAAAGCAGGAAAGACACAGGUUAGGUGUUCAUGACAGCCAGCACAAUGAGUCAGGACCCUCAAACUUGCACAUAUGGAAAGAAGACAUGGUAAAUAUUAUGAAGUACACUUGUGCCUUUCCUGGUUUUAAGUGUUAAAAAUGUCUGCUGUGUGAAAGGCCAACUCUCUGGUAAUUUAGGUCCAUUACAGGCAGGCAAGGGAAACAAAGGUCACACCUUUAGCACAACUGUUUCUAUCACUGAAACUCAGAUCAAGUUAUUCUGUUGUUUCCGGUAAGGUCCAGUAGACUUUACUUUAGUGUUUCGGACACGGAAAUGAAAACUGUAACUGCGCUGACUUGACGCAGUCAGUAUGAUCGUUUCUGGAGAAUCACGUGGUUCGUGGGUGACUAUAAAUAUCUCCGCUGCCAAACAGCUGCACACGGAGCCCGGUGUAAGGCGGAACUUCCAACUUGGACACUACACACUUAAAUAAAAUAUUGAUCAACGACAAACAACGACAGUCACAAGAUGGCACAGUGGCAGGAGCUGCUGCGUCUGAACCUAGUCCAGGGCUGGUUGAGUGAGCUGUAUGAGAGAAAAUUCCCCAGACACAUCCGCCACUGCCUGUGCGUGUGCAUAGAGGAGCUGGACUGGGAUUCGGCUGCUGUGGAUGAAAAAAAAGCAAGUGUUUGCUUCUGUACACUCAUCUUCUAUUUGGAUAAACAGUGGAACCAGUCUGUCCAGCUGAGCUACAUUUUGCCAGGACCUGAUUUUCAAGGGAUGAGGGACUACCUGUUGAAAAACUUUAAGGAUGUGCCACUGAACUUGGCCGUCAUACUCUCUGAAUGCCUACGCGAGGAAAAGAGAAUCCUGAAUUCAGCCUCUAAGACACAGGGUGGUGACGGUCCAACUGUGGAUCAGAAAUGGAGAGAGCUGGACAACGGAGUCAAUGACCUGAAAAGGCAGACUUUGGAGGUAAAGAAGGAAAUGAAGUCACUGGAGAACCUAUAUGAAAACCAUGACUACAUACUGAAGACCUGGAAAAGCGAAGUAGAGAAGUGUAUUGGAUUGGCCCAGUCCCAAGCUGCUGUGAAAGAGGAAUGCCUUAAGCAAGCCAAUUUUAUCAGUCAAACAAAGCAGGUGGUGCUGCAGCAGAUAGUGAAGAUUUUAAAACAGGCCGAGCAGAUAGUUGCGGCUCUCACUGAUGUGGAGCUGCCUGAGUGGAAACGUAGGCAGCAGAUGGCCUGCAUUGGAGGUCCAGUCGACACCUGUCUGGACCACCUCCAGAUGAGGUUCACAGCUGUAGCCGAGGUGCUAAUACAAGUCCGCCAACAGCUGCAGAAACUACAUGACCAGAACAAGAAAUACAACUGCAACGAUGCUUACAGCCUCCAUCAAGAAACUGAGAAAUCUGCACUGUCCCUGCUCACAAAACUUCUUUCAAGUGCUCUAGUGGUUGAAAGACAACCUGUCAUGACGAAUCUGCCACAGCGACCUCUAAUACUUAAGACCGGGGUGCGGUUCACAGCGGCAGUUCGGUUCUUGGCAAACCUCCCUGAAUUCAAGUGUCUGCUCAAAGUCAAACCUGUAUUUGACAAGGAUGUUGAAGAAACCACAACUGAAAAUGGGUUCCGUCACUUUGAUUUCAACAGGGAUAACAGUAAGGUGCUGGAUGUGGAGCCUCCUGGUGGAGGCCUGGUGGCAGAAUUCACUCACAUGUCAGUCAAGGAAAAAAAAGCAAGAACCAAAGGUUCAUGUCAGAGUCGCCUGGGAGUCACCGAAGAACUUCACAUCAUUAAGUUUGUGACAGUGUUUCAGCAUGCUGGACUGAGCUGUCACAUCGAGGCCAGCUCCCUGCCAAUGGUCAUCAUCUCCAGUACCAAUCAGAUCCCCAGUGCCUGGGCCUCUGUCAUAUGGUGCAACAUACUGUCUUCCAGCGAGCCGAAGGACCUGUCAUUGUUUGUCGACCCUCCUCCACUCACCUGGCAGCAGCUGUCACAGGUUCUCAGCUGGCAGUUUCUGUCUGUCGGCAAACGAGAACUUGAUGAAAACCAGCUCUCCAUGCUAAGAGACAAACUCAUGGACGAGCCUGAUGGUCUCAUUCAUUGGAGCAAGUUCUCUAAGAAUGAAUGUGCCUGGAUUUGGAUCAACGGGAUCCUCGAUUUGAUCAAAAGACAUUUGGUGGAUCUUUGGCAAAAUGGGUACAUCAUGGGGUUCGUGAGCAGGAAGUCAACACGGAGCCUGUUGCAGGAAAAACCGACUGGGACCUUUCUGCUGCGCUUUAGCGAGAGCAACAAAGACGGAGCCAUCACCUUCAGCUGGGUGGAACACACCAACGGUGAGACCCAUGUGCAUUCAGUAGAGCCCUACACCAAGACGGAGCUGACGGUCCUGUCUCUGCCAGACAUUAUUUACCUCUACAGUCUGAAGUCUGAGGAGAACAUGACCAGGAAUCCUCUGCUCUAUCUUUACCCAGACAUCCACAGAGACGCUGCCUUUGGACGCUACUGCAGCAUCCCUGAAAAGGAGGCACCUAAAAACAUGAAUGGCUACGUUAGAAGAAAUCACACUUGUUCAGCAGAUCCUACACCACCUUCCCCUCCACCUCAGGAGACACACAUGGACACAUACAUGGACACUGACCCAGACACAAGUAUGCAGGAUCAAGUGAUUCAGGAUCUCUUCUACGAUCUUUUGAGUCUACCGAGCUCUCCUGCCCUCUUGAUGUCAAGGCAAGACACAACAACUCACUUCAACUGAAUUUGUCUAGAUAAGUGUAGUGGUAAUGUUAAGAUGUGGGUUGGGAAACAAAUCUGUUUUUUUUUUUUGUUUUUUUUUUGUUUGUUUUUGUUAAAUGUGUGCACAAACUUUGUGGCUGCCUGUCAGAAGUUAAAGAGGAAAAUCCUGCUACUAUGGGAAAGAAUGACGAUGCUGUACAGUAAAUUAUUUUUUAAAACUUUUGUUUAUUAAAAUAAACAUUUGAAAACGUU
Seriola aureovittata is the source of this 3768-nucleotide messenger RNA. Its product is annotated as signal transducer and activator of transcription 1-alpha/beta-like. Gene Ontology annotation, molecular function: RNA polymerase II cis-regulatory region sequence-specific DNA binding; DNA-binding transcription factor activity, RNA polymerase II-specific. NCBI's taxonomy places the organism in Eukaryota, Metazoa, Chordata, Actinopteri, Carangiformes, Carangidae. The coding region runs from base 1307 to 3538 and encodes 743 amino acids. The transcript is spliced from 24 exons. Gene Ontology annotation, biological process: response to peptide hormone; regulation of cell population proliferation; defense response. The record is from RefSeq and is a predicted model, not a curated record.